AUAACCAUUCUGCAUUAAUUAGAUGUGGUUAAUUAUUUAAAUAUGCAAUUUUUCCCUUCGUGGUGGAAUAUUUUCGUGGCCAAGAUGAUGUAUAAGAUUCUUCUGUGUUGAAAAACUGCUCUAGGAUUGCCAAGAAACAACAACAAAACAAACAAAAAACCAAACACGAAACAAAACAAAAAAAAAAACCCGGCAGAUUUUAAAAGAAAUUGAAAAAGGUGAAACGCUGAUAUAUUACGUCUGGGAUAUAUACACUCAUACAUACAUACAUACAUACAUACAUACACACAUACAUACAUAUGUAUGUAUGUAUGUAUGUAUGUAUGUAUGUAUGCAUGUAUGUAUAUGUAUGUAUACAUACAAACACAUGUUAACAGAAUAACUAAUGCGUUUAAAUUCAGCUGUACAUAGUAUUAGUCGUUUGUGACAUUCUGGAACGCAACCAGCCAUAAGACACAGAAAGUUGAUGAAAUUCUAAGACGCAAUGCUUUGAUAUAAUUCUGUAAAAAUAUAUUUGGCGUUCAAAACGAAAAAAAAAAAAGUUUAAUAAAUGUACAUUGGAGGAGAUUUUUUUUAAAACGAAGAAUGUCUUACAUAAAUUUAUAUUUUUCUAUAUAUAAACGUAACUCAUAAAACAGCAAGCUGCAUUGAUCUUCCGUGAGAGUUUUUUGGAAAAGUUUAUUUCGCACAUUAUAUAAGCCUUUGGGACAUCUAUCUAUCUAUCUAUCUAUCUAUCUAUCUAUCUAUCUGUAUGUAUGUAUAUGCAUAUAUGUUGCACAUGCAUUUGUACCCGAGAAACUAUCGAAAUGUUAAUGUCUAAAAAAGCAAUGGUUUAAACUGUCUAUUGCAAUUUUUGGUGAGUUAUCAUUUGUCCAAUAAUACAUGUGUUGUUAUUGGAGUAGAAUAUUCCUUGUCUACAAAAUAAGAUCGAUAUUUUAACGGCCACUUUAGUGAGUAGUAAGUUCUUACUGCCACUCACACCCGGCAUUCACUACCAUUGCUGUGCUACACAGCGUUAUCACCAAUUUCAAAACAGUUAGAUUCACGCCUGGUCAAUAAUCAAAACAGACCUGUUUAACAGGAACAACUUUUUCAAAUACACCGAACUUGUGUCUUUAUGAUCUCCGACGAAAACGUGGCAAGUACCGUAAAUAGCAGCAAUGAAGGGGUAUUUAAUACAAGCACAGAUCGAGAACUGAUUGCUCCUGAGAAAUUUUCCCUAAAAGCGGAAGAAAUCGUCUUUGUAAGCCUCGUGGUUAUUGUGUGGAUUGUGUCGGUAGUAGUUUUCCUUAAAAAAUGGGACAAUAUUCGGAUUCUAGAACCGAUGGAACCACGCUACCGACAUGCGCCAAAAAACUUAGAGAGUAUUCGCAUUGUCAAACGGCCGCAAGAUAGCGUUAUUUACAAGAAUUACGGAAGAAAAAUGUCUAUUACCAUGCUAGAAAGAGAGAAGAAGCGUCUAGAGAGGAUGAAUACUCUUCCAACAAUAGAGAUGGAGGAAAUUUCUACAGAAAUAUGACCAUUAUUUACCGCAUGGGAGGAUUGCCCAUGCGGUGAAGACAUUUCACAAAUAACUUUAUUAAAUGACUGAAAUGUUUUUAAUUGAGAAAAUAUAUAAGGCGAAAUAUUUUGCGACAUUUUCACUGCAAAAUAAUGAAAACGA
This is a messenger RNA of Octopus bimaculoides (California two-spot octopus), 1663 nucleotides long. RefSeq lists its product as uncharacterized. The record is from RefSeq and is a predicted model, not a curated record. Lineage: Eukaryota; Metazoa; Mollusca; Cephalopoda; Octopoda; Octopodidae.